UCCUGUAGUAACAGCCGCCGCCGCAGCCGCCAGGAGCCCGGGCCGGGAGCGAGAGCCGCCGGCGCAGAGCGGCCCCGCCGCCGGACGGCUCGGUGCCACCAGGUGAACGGCCAUGGCGGGCUGGAUCCAGGCCCAGCAGCUGCAGGGAGAUGCCCUGCGCCAGAUGCAGGGGCUCUACGGGCAGCACUUCCCCAUCGAGGUCCGGCACUACUUAGCGCAGUGGAUCGAGAGCCAGCCGUGGGAUGCCAUCGAUCAAGAAAAUCCCCAGGACCAAGCCCAGGCCACCCAGCUCCUGGAGGGCCUGGUGCAGGAGCUGCAGAAGAAGGCCGAGCACCAGGUGGGGGAAGACGGGUUCCUGCUGAAGAUCAAGCUGGGGCACUAUGCCACGCAGCUCCAGAACACGUAUGACCGCUGCCCCAUGGAUCUGGUCCGCUGCAUCCGGCACAUUCUCUACAACGAACAGAGGCUGGUCCGCGAAGCCAACAACGGCACCUCUCCUGCUGGGACGCUGGUCGACGCCGUGUCCCAGAAGCACCUCCAGAUCAACCAGACGUUUGAGGAGCUGCGGCUGGUCACGCAGGACACGGAGAACGAACUGAAGAAGCUGCAGCAGGCGCAGGAGUUUUUCAUCAUCCAGUACCAAGAGAGCCUGAGGAUCCAGGCUCAGUUUGCCCAGCUGGCCCAGCUGAGCCCCCCGGAGCGCCUGAGCCGGGAGACGGCCCUGCAGCAGAAGCAGGUGUCCCUGGAGGCCUGGCUGCAGCGAGAAGCCCAGACGCUGCAGCAGUACCGCGGGGAGCUGGCCGAGAAGCACCAGAAGACGCUGCAGCUGCUGCGGAAGCAGCAGACCAUCAUUCUGGAUGACGAGCUGAUCCAGUGGAAGCGGCGGCAGCAGCUGGCGGGGAACGGAGGGCCCCCUGAGGGCAGCCUGGACGUGCUGCAGUCCUGGUGUGAGAAGUUAGCCGAGAUCAUCUGGCAGAACCGGCAGCAGAUCCGCAGAGCCGAGCACCUCUGCCAGCAGCUGCCCAUCCCCGGCCCCGCGGAGGAGAUGCUGGCCGAGGUCAACGCCACCAUCACAGACAUCAUCUCAGCCCUGGUGACCAGCACAUUCAUCAUUGAGAAGCAGCCCCCUCAGGUCCUGAAGACCCAGACCAAGUUUGCAGCCACGGUGCGGCUGCUGGUGGGUGGGAAGCUGAACGUGCACAUGAACCCCCCCCAGGUGAAGGCCACCAUCAUCAGCGAGCAGCAGGCCAAGUCGCUGCUGAAGAACGAGAACACCCGCAACGAGUCCAGUGGAGAGAUCUUGAACAACUGCUGCGUGAUGGAGUAUCACCAGGCCACCGGCACCCUCAGCGCCCACUUCAGAAACAUGUCACUAAAGAGGAUCAAGCGUGCUGACCGGCGUGGCGCAGAGUCUGUGACGGAGGAGAAGUUCACAGUCCUGUUUGAGUCUCAGUUCAGCGUAGGCAGCAAUGAGCUUGUGUUCCAGGUGAAGACCCUGUCCCUUCCUGUGGUUGUCAUUGUACACGGCAGCCAGGACCACAACGCUACCGCCACCGUGCUGUGGGACAAUGCCUUCGCUGAGCCGGGCAGGGUGCCAUUUGCUGUGCCUGACAAAGUGCUGUGGCCGCAGCUGUGUGAGGCGCUCAACAUGAAAUUCAAGGCCGAAGUGCAGAGCAACCGGGGCCUCACCAAGGAGAACCUCGUGUUCCUGGCGCAGAAACUGUUCAACAGCAGCAGCAACCACCUCGAGGACUACAACAGCAUGUCCGUGUCCUGGUCCCAGUUCAACAGGGAGAACUUGCCGGGCUGGAACUAUACCUUCUGGCAGUGGUUUGAUGGGGUCAUGGAGGUGCUGAAGAAGCAUCACAAGCCCCAUUGGAAUGAUGGGGCUAUCUUAGGUUUUGUGAAUAAGCAACAGGCCCAUGACCUGCUCAUCAACAAGCCCGAUGGGACCUUCUUACUGCGCUUUAGCGACUCAGAAAUCGGGGGCAUCACCAUUGCCUGGAAGUUUGACUCUCCUGACCGCAACCUGUGGAACCUGAAGCCAUUCACCACGCGGGACUUCUCCAUCCGGUCCCUGGCUGACCGGCUGGGAGACCUGAGCUAUCUCAUCUACGUGUUUCCCGACCGGCCCAAGGAUGAGGUCUUCUCCAAGUACUACACUCCCGUGCUCACUAAAGCGGUGGACGGAUAUGUGAAGCCACAGAUCAAGCAAGUGGUCCCUGAGUUUGUGACGUCUGCAGACUCUGCGGGGGGCAGCGCCACCUACAUGGACCAGGCUCCCUCCCCCGCCGUGUGCCCCCAGGCUCAUUAUAACAUGUACCCGCAGAAUCCCGACCCGGUCCUUGACCAGGAUGGAGAAUUCGACCUGGAUGAGACCAUGGAUGUGGCCCGGCACGUGGAGGAACUCCUACGCCGCCCGAUGGACAGUCUGGACCCCCGCCUGUCCCCGCCUACUGGGCUCUUCACCUCUGCCAGAGGCUCGCUCUCCUGAAUGUUUGAAUCCCUCACUUCUCUUUGGAAACAAUACUUAUGUGAAGGGUUCAUAUCAAUUUUGAUUUUAGUGUUACUGUGCAUAUUGGUGCCUUUGCAGACAGCACAUGUACGCAUGCAUACAUGUGUGUAUUUGUGUGAGAGGUGCGCCCGCCUUGCCUUCGCGGCCCUGGGUGCGUGGCUGCAGCAGCAGCAGCCACCUUUUUCUUCAGAUCAAGGUAUUCCAACAGCCCCCGGGGCCCGUCUCUCGUGGAAGAGACUGAACUGCAUCUGUCGUGCCGGGUACCUGGUACAGGCAAACCUACCCCUGCCAGGGCCUUUCUCUCUUCAGCAGCUAUUUGAAUGAAAUUAUGCAAGAAGGUGAAUAGAGACCGGUGACAUCUCUAAGCUUAACUCCUAACUUAGAAGCUUUGCCUCCCAAGUGUGAGUGUGUGCGCGUAUGAGCAUGUCUGUGUGCCUGUUCUUAUGCACGUGUCAGUCUAUUGCUUCUUCCCUCAGGAGGGAGGUUGGGCUUCAGUUUUAAGUAAUGUUUUAUACUUUACCUAAUGACUAUGGACUCCAGACUUUUUGUGAACUGAGAACUUAUCUAGGUCAUGGCCAUGUCCCUAACACAGCAGAAAUGGGCCAUCUGAGUCGGGCCUGUCAGAGCUGCUCUGAGGAUAUAAUUUCACAGCCUUUUGGCCUCCCGUGUGUAGCGCAAUGCCAUUGCCCAUGCUCCUGCUACGCCCGCCUUACACCCUCUCCCCUCCAUCCAGCUCCAGCCUCCUCUCCUGGCCUCUCUCACUUGCAGGAGAGGUAGGAGAGGGGAAGAGAGGCCUAGCACAUCGUGGGUGAACAGGGGACCCAGGACUUGCAGGGCAGAUCCCCUCCACCCAGGAAAAAUCCUGCAGCGAGAGACAGCAGCAAAGCAGCCUCCUGCAAGCCCAUGGGAUCUGGAGUAAGCGGUGGAAGCCGUGCUCUGCUUCCACUCUGCUGGGAGGUGGGACCUGGAAGAGGCCUCCUCGCAGUUGCAUAACUGGCUGUGGUCUGAGAGGGCCUGGCUCCCACCCUUGGCCCCGCCCCCGGAGACGGGCUGGCACGCGGCCAGGGGCAGCUGCGGGAGAGCGGGAGCCCCGGGUUUAAACCUCUGAGGGCAGGUUGGGAUGAGCAGGGGAGUCUUUUGUACUUUGUA
This is a messenger RNA of Pteronotus mesoamericanus, 3664 nucleotides long. RefSeq names its product signal transducer and activator of transcription 5A (gene STAT5A). NCBI's taxonomy places the organism in Eukaryota, Metazoa, Chordata, Mammalia, Chiroptera, Mormoopidae. Gene Ontology annotation, molecular function: DNA-binding transcription factor activity, RNA polymerase II-specific; RNA polymerase II cis-regulatory region sequence-specific DNA binding. The transcript is spliced from 19 exons. The coding region runs from base 113 to 2494 and encodes 793 amino acids. Gene Ontology annotation, biological process: defense response; regulation of cell population proliferation; regulation of transcription by RNA polymerase II. The record is from RefSeq and is a predicted model, not a curated record.